This is a messenger RNA of Ochlerotatus camptorhynchus, 1261 nucleotides long. RefSeq names its product Seipin (gene Seipin). NCBI's taxonomy places the organism in Eukaryota, Metazoa, Arthropoda, Insecta, Diptera, Culicidae. The transcript has 4 exons. The coding region runs from base 216 to 1226 and encodes 336 amino acids. Gene Ontology annotation, biological process: lipid droplet organization; lipid storage. Gene Ontology annotation, cellular component: endoplasmic reticulum membrane. The record is from RefSeq and is a predicted model, not a curated record.
ACCAUCAGCUCUCUUACACAGUGGAUGAUAACUCGACGAGGGUGCUUUCGUGCCUUGCAUACUAUGUUAGCCAGCUGUUGUCGCCUCAUGAGCGAUAGUGUUGUAAUCGGUUAACACCACUGGGUCUCGUCGCAACAAAACAAACCGUCGAUCGAAAUAAGUAGUAUACAUUUAAAACUGUGUUGUUUUGACUAGUGAACGAUAGUCGAUUCAGAAUGCAGCUCGGGAGUUUAAUAUUAACUAUACUGGACCCCUUCGAAAUCAUUCGUAAGUACCUGCUCAAACCGUUGGCCGUGACCGGAAUCGUUUACGCCGAGGAGUACAAACGAAAAACCAAUGCCGGAGUGCAAUCGACAAAAAACAUCCUCCUGAAGCUGAUAGCAGCCGUAUUGGUUGGAGUCUCCAUCGUGUGGGCUUCUAUAUUCAUGUAUGCGUACUUCUACUACUCGUACAUGCCAACCGUGUCGCAUGUCAAAGAAGUGUAUCUCAACUACAGAGAUUGCCAACCAAAUCAAAAAUGUUACGAGUACCCCUCAGAUACGGUGAUUUUAACUAAUAAACAGCAAAUACUCAUGGUAGGUCAAGCCUAUCGCGUAACACUUUACCUCGAAAUGCCAGAAUCAACACAAAACGACAAAACAGGUAUGUUCACCGUUUGUGCCACCAUGCAAGAUCGUGAUGCAAGUGAGCAUUCGAUCAAAUCCUGUCGACUUUCGAUGCUGCACUUCAAAUCAAACCUGCUGAAGAUGAUUUACACGGUGGUGAUGGCACCGUUCUUCAUUCUUGGCUACCGAGAGGAAAAACAAAUGGUGGCAAUCGAUUUGUUCACCCAUUUUGAAGACAGCCAGGCGCAUCCGGUCACAAGCGUUGAUAUUGCUGUCCUCUCGAAAGAAAUCCAAUUCUACUCGGCUCAACUUCACAUUACUGCCAAUUUUUCUGGAUUGCGCUAUCUAAUGUUCAACUGGCCAAUUAUGUCCGCCAUGAUAGGAAUCCUGACCAAUUUGUUUUUCAUUCUGAUGGUUUGCGUGCUGAGUUGGUAUCACUGGGACGAUACUGAAUGGCUCGUCGAUAUAAAGGAUCGAUAUCAGCAAAUCCUGAAGAGCUCACCACUUAAUGCCAUUGAGCAAGCAUCAACUGUACCAAAAGCGGUGCCCGAAGAUGAUGAUAAGCCUGAGAACAUAGAAGAUGUAUCCAGCUUCAAAGACGAUUUGGGACUGACAACAUGACGCGUGGAAGGGGAGGAAAUUGGUGUGGGGUGUGA